Molecule: messenger RNA, 3087 nt
Organism: Huiozyma naganishii CBS 8797
Lineage: Eukaryota; Fungi; Ascomycota; Saccharomycetes; Saccharomycetales; Saccharomycetaceae
Gene: SAP185
Product: Sap185p
Exons: 1
Coding region: 1-3087 (1028 amino acids)
Cellular component (GO): cytosol; nucleus
Molecular function (GO): protein phosphatase binding; protein phosphatase regulator activity
Source: RefSeq, a predicted model, not a curated record
AUGUCUAACUCCUUUUGGAAGUUUGGGCAGGAUUCCGCUCUGGAGUCUCCCUUGAUGAACAUUUUGAACCGAGCUUUUAUUCGGAUAAGCGAUGGCGACAGCAGUCGUUACUUUCACCAUGAGCGUGCCCGUGAGGACGCGAAACUGCACCGCAAGUGUGAUAUAGAUACUGGUGAUGAUGAGAGCGCAGAUGAGGGUGUGGAGGAAAAUUCAGCUAAGUUGCCAGACACUGAAGCUGGGUAUAAGGAGUACGAGCCGAACCUGGAGCUUUUGGACGAGUUGUUGGACGACGAGGAACUGUACACGGAAUUGAUGUGCUCGAAUUUUAAACUCUUGAUAUAUCUGAAAUAUCCGGCCGUUCUAUCAAAACUAGUGAACUACGUCCUCGUGGAUAUUGAACCGUUGACUAUUAGCGGAGAGACGACAGUAAUUGUAAACACUGAUGAGGGAGACGAUAGUCCGGUUGGUGUUAGCAAGGCCGCUGAUCAACUCCCGGGAGGAAAGGAAGCCAAUGAAAACGGCACUGGUGCCAAGGACGCAUCCAAAGAGAUAGGAGAUGAGGACCAAGAAGGCUCUUCGACAAUGGUUUUUGAAACGGAAGAGGAGGCCGACUCCCGAAGGGCACACAUUGCUGCUGAAAUCCUGUCUGCUGACGUUUGGCCAAUAUCUGCUGCAAUAAUGGAGAGCCGCGAACUACUGGAAAAACUCUGGACGAUCACGGAUGUGGGAGAACCUCUGCCCAUCGAAUCCUCGACGUAUUUCAUGAAGAUAAAUGAGCGGCUCUUGGACAUGGAUAUGCCAGGAAUGGUAGAUUUUAUUUUGACCCAGAAUGGCGUUGUAGACAAAUUUUUAGCUCAUAUUGAUGACCCGCCACUGAUAGACUUUUUUCUGAAGGUAAUAUCAACAGAUAAACCGGACGUCCAAAACGGGGUUAUAAAAAAAUUGAAGGAAGAGCAGCUGAUACCGAAACUUGUAGACAGGUUGGGACCUAAUUAUGAUUCCUCGAUACAGUCUGCUGCAGCAGAUUUUUUGAAGGCGUUAUUGGCCGUGAGUGGUAAUUGUUCUGACGAGAUAACGUCCAGCAUUGGCCCUAACGAAUUGACCAGGCAACUUUCGUCGCCAGAGGUGAUGGAAAAUUUGAUAGAGAUAAUGCUGAAGGGAAGCACAUCACUAAGCAACGGGGUUGGAAUUAUCAUAGAGCUAAUAAGAAAAAAUAACUCAGAUUACGAUGUUGUUCAGGUUAUCCAUACGACGGUGAAGACGCAUCCUCCAAGCGAUAGAGACCCGAUAUAUUUAGGACACAUGCUCAAACUAUUUGCCAAGCAUAUGUCCAAGUUUAACGACAUCUUGGUGAAUAGAACACCACCAAUACUGGAAACUUCUUUUGGCAGGAUCGAACCGCUGGGGUUUGAACGGUUUAAGAUCUGUGAACUGGUCGCUGAAUUGCUGCAUUGUUCGAAUAUGGGGUUGCUGAAUGAAAGUAAAGGAGACUCAUUGAUACACGAGCGCGAUGUUCUGCGACAAAAACUUUUAGAGUCGGACGAGAUACCAAACGAAACAGAGAAAGAGAAUGAAGAACUAUCCAGUGAAAUCAAUUCUCUGCAUAUGGAAGACUCGAUUUCUUCCGAGCAAACUGGGGACGAUGAUAAGUCAGAUGUAUCGAACGAAACGAUCCCUGACGAUGAAAUGACCGAAGUAGAAUUGCACAAAAACCCAACUAUUGGUGAUUUGCUAAAGUUCGCGUUAUUGGAUACCCAGAUAAUUGCCACAAUAUUGGAGAUGUUUUUGCUAUUUUCAUGGAAUAAUUUCCUUCACAACGUUGUAUUUGAUAUCGUGCAACAAAUAUUCAAUGGCCCAUUGAAGACGGGAUAUAAUCGAUUUCUAUUGAAAGAUUUGCUGUCAACCUCAUCAAUUACAGAUAUGAUCAUAAAUGGCGAUGAAGAAUCUGAGAAACACCAAUUGGAAACACAUAUACGGCUCGGUUAUAUGGGUCAUUUGACGUUGAUAGCAGAGGAGGUAGUAAAGUUUUCUGCGUACUUAGACGAGAUGAAUGUUUCGUUUUCUACGCCAGUAAUACACGACCGUCUGCACGAGGCAAGAUGGGUCAAAUAUACCGAGGGUGUUCUGACGGAGAGACGAGAAGAGUACGAUACUGUCUUAGGUGAUACUAUCGACAAUGAAGACGACGGUCCAGGGCGGAGAAAUGGGAUUCCCACCAAUGACGAGGACAUUGCAUAUCAAACACGGAAUAUAAUAUUCAGCAACGAGGAAGACGACGAAGAGGAGAAAAGCGAUGAGCAGGAAGGAACAGAAGAGAAAGUACCAAAUACGGACGUGAAAAUUGUCGAAGAGGACGAAAACAGGCACAGCUCGGAUGAGGAGGAGUACUCUACUUCCGCCGAAUAUCAACGCCAUGACGUUGAUUAUUACAACCCGAACAGUCCAGCAACGUUUAGUUUAGGCUUGACUGGAUCAUAUUUUGAUGGCUGUGACGAUGACGACGACGAUUAUGCUGAGUAUUCCGAUAAAUUUAGCAAUGAAUUCACACCGGCACAGGAUUUAGUUCCCAUUGCAAACAAGAACAAAUCCGAUAUAAAUGUGAACCCAUUCACAGAAUACAUGUCGAAUCAGCUGGGUAGGGUGGCUAGCCAUGGAGAAAAUAUCCAUGACCAAAACCCUCUCUUAUCUAAUACUUACGAUUCUGUCGAUUCAGACGAGGAUAGUGAUGACAGGGCAACGGAUUCGGACGGGGAGGUAGAUCUCACCGCAGCUGAACAUGCUGCCUGGCAUGCUGAGGUUUCCUCAUUGCACCCGCUGGAAAAAAAAUCAUCCUUUUCUUUACAAGAGGAGGAUGUGUUCCAGCACCAAUUUGAAUGGGGAGAUAACGAAGAAGAAGAGGAGGACCAGUACGCAGAUCCGAACGACGACGGUCAGUCCUACGCCAAGAAGACCGUUUUCCAGUCUACGCUAUCGUUCCCCCACAGUGGAGGUAGGAUUUCGCCGAACCACUACUUUCCGGUAGAAUGGGACUCACUCAGUAAUGGAGAUGCAACAACACAAGAAGAUGACCAAGAACAACUGUGGUAA